Kazachstania africana CBS 2517 is the source of this 2148-nucleotide messenger RNA. It is a transcript of the gene PPZ1, whose product is annotated as salt homeostasis regulator. Lineage: Eukaryota; Fungi; Ascomycota; Saccharomycetes; Saccharomycetales; Saccharomycetaceae. The transcript has a single exon. Gene Ontology annotation, molecular function: protein serine/threonine phosphatase activity. Gene Ontology annotation, cellular component: nucleus; cytoplasm. The record is from RefSeq and is a predicted model, not a curated record. The coding region runs from base 1 to 2148 and encodes 715 amino acids.
AUGAUUUUCAAGGAAUAUUAUUCAAUUUAUAGUCUUACUUAUUACAAAUUAGAACAGAUAAAGGCAAAGAAAUUUGGUACGAUGGGUAAUUCCAAUUCGAAAUCUUCUUCUGCUUCUGCUUCUACAAAAAAGAAGAAACAUGUAUCGUCUUCUGAAAAGGAGACUAGUAAUACUAAUCCCACAUCAAAUUCAAAUCAUUUAAAACCAAGAAUAUCAAGAACAAAUACAGCUUCAAAUCAAUCAAUUAGAUCAAAUAAAUCAAGCUCCAGACGGUCUGUAAGUAGCCUUUCAAAUUCAGGGAAUGCAAAUAAUUCUUCCCAUACUCCUGAUAAUUCAGCUCCUGCUGUUAACAAUGGCAGCACAUCUAAUAAUAAUAUUAAUAUUCAUCGUAGAUCACAUUCUCAACAUAUCCCAAGUCAUAGUAUUAGUAAUGAUGAUAAUAGUGACGACGCUGGUGGGACUCCAAAAGACAUUUCAACGGAUAGAACUAAACUAUCUAACAGACGUUCAAGCUUUAAUACUACAUUGGAUUUGCCACCUUCAAUGGUUCAAAUGGAGCCUAAGCCUCCUAUUUUAAAGAAUACACCGUACACCUCUUCAACAAAUUCAUUCCAGUAUUUUGAAAAUGCUUUAACGGACGAGGAAAGUGACUCUAACGCAGAUGUCAACCCUACAAAAUUAUCAAGACAAGAUUCCGCUAGACGAAGUCAUUCAUCAAUGAGACCUUCUUCAAUAAAGAGUGGUUCUUCCAAUAGGUUGCGCAGAAAAUCAUCAGAAACCAAUGUCAAUAUUCCAGAUGUCCUACUCAACUCUCGGUCAAAUUCUUUUACGUCGUCGUUGCAUAGCAGGAAAUCUUCCUCGUCUGCUCAAGCAACUGCUUAUUCCACUCCACUAAACUCACCGGGCCUCGUUAGACUUGAUAAUGAUCCAAAUGUUGAUUACUUUAGUAUGAAUAUGAGCAAUUAUGGAAGUAAUUUAUCCUUGUCAAAUGGUAGUAAUCCAACUACUGCUGCUACAUCAGUCGCCACUGCUGGUGUCGGUGACGCAGACUCGGAUAUACACUCCCUUACAAAAGAUCAAUAUCCAAUUCAGCUACCUAAUGAUUCAAUGGAUCAAAUUAUGGGAUUACAACAACUACAACAGCCUAAGAAAAAGAAAAACUUGAAACCGAUUAAUAUUGAUGAAACAAUACAAAAAUUAUUAGACGCUGGUUAUGCUGCAAGAAGAACUAAAAAUGUGUGUCUAAAAAAUUAUGAAAUAUCACAAAUAUGCCAUUUAGCUCGUGAGAUUUUCUUGUCACAACCUUCUUUACUUGAAUUAUCGCCGCCUGUGAAAAUUGUUGGUGAUGUUCAUGGGCAGUAUGGUGAUCUUUUACGUUUAUUUACAAAAUGCGGCUUCCCACCUUCGGCAAAUUAUCUGUUUCUGGGCGAUUACGUAGAUCGAGGUAAGCAAUCUUUAGAAACCAUACUGUUACUACUCUGUUACAAAAUUAAGUAUCCGGAAAACUUUUUCCUAUUAAGAGGUAAUCAUGAAUGUGCAAAUGUUACAAGAGUCUACGGGUUUUAUGAUGAAUGUAAGAGACGUUGCAAUAUCAAAACAUGGAAGCUUUUUAUUGAUACAUUCAAUACAUUACCUUUAGCUGCAAUAGUCGCAGGUAAAAUUUUCUGUGUGCAUGGUGGACUUUCGCCGGUUUUAAAUUCAAUGGAUGAGAUCAGACAUGUAAGCAGGCCGACUGACGUGCCAGAUUUUGGUCUCAUAAAUGAUCUACUUUGGUCUGAUCCGACAGACUCGCCGAAUGAAUGGGAAGAUAAUGAAAGAGGUGUUAGUUAUUGUUACAACAAAGUUGCAAUUAAUAAAUUUCUGAAUAAAUUUGGCUUUGAUUUAGUUUGCAGAGCACAUAUGGUUGUCGAAGAUGGUUACGAAUUUUUCAACGAUAGAAGUCUCGUCACAGUCUUUUCAGCACCGAACUACUGUGGUGAGUUUGAUAAUUGGGGUGCAGUAAUGAGUGUGAGUGAGGGGCUACUGUGUUCUUUUGAAUUAUUGGAUCCCUUAGAUAGCGCUGCUCUAAAACAGGUCAUGAAAAAGGGCAGACAGGAGAGAAAAAUAGCUAAUCAACAGCAACUACAAGAGUUUCAAUCACAAGAGUAA